UCAAAAUCUGUACUUGCAAUUAAGCAAGCUGGUUUGGGGUCUGAUCUCAUUUCAGCACACUGACAUGAGUGCAAUAAUUGUUCAGCAGACAUAAACAUUUCAAAAUGAAGAUGACAUUUAUUCGUGAGGAGACUAUGAAACUCCUUGGGUAGUUACACCAAAAGGAUAAACAUUAUGAAGAACAAAAAUCUUGCCCUAUUUAUCUUGAUUGGCAUCUGCAUUUCUAAAUGAUCUGAUGACUGCUCCAACCUCUGACCCUUCGCUUACUGGGCUACACUGAAAGCGUCUUGGAGACUACUCAGCCUUGCAUUUCACCUCCCGCGCGCUGCGAGAAGCAGGUGCACAGCAAACACUCAUUGACUUGAUGAGUUAACGGUCUCUGUUGUCUUGCAGUGCAUUUAUUUAUUUUUAUACCUCAAAUCACUAACCAGACAGUCUGAAUAUGAAACUUCUGAACGUGCAGGAUGCUAUGUAAGGCGUGUGUAGGGCACAAUCCAGAGCCCCCAGCCUCCUGGGAAGCCAAGCCAAGGAAGGCUUCUAGGGUGAGGCGCAGUCUGUGGGCAGCAGAUGACUGCGCAGUGCGGGUAGGGGGAACAAGAGGAGGCCCUUCAGAUAUACAAUACCCCUCCUUGAGAUGGGAGGGAACGUGGGCAGGACUAAACGGAAUGACCAAGGCAGGCGCUUGGACCUCUGCGAGGACGACUAUGCAGGGGCUGAAAGGUGGUUUUAAACACAACGUUAAAUCUGCAGAUGCUCUGAGUUUUCUGAGAGUCACCGAUUCACCAAGGGCUGAAAGGGACCGGGUGAACUUGCCGCUCCCCUUCCCUGCAGCGCGGCCUCAGAGGCCCCGACCGCGGAGGCCGGGUCUGUCUCCCUCGUUAGCCACACCGUCAGCCCACACACGUUCCUCUGUUGCCGUUUCUGCUUAAUUCCUCCUAUGUGAGAUCUCACAACCAAUCACUUGGUCUCUGCAUCCAGAAAAUAAACUAUCAUAAAGCAUCCUACGGCGGGUACUGAAGUUUGCUUUUUGUUUCUAGGCGUGUUUUCAGGACUGCACGGCAACAUGAACAAAAUCUGACUGCCGCUGGGCCGAGGGGACCCUUUCGUCUCUCUCCAGAACUUUCAGUGACACCACGACUAUGGCAGCGCCACGGCUGCACUGCUCGAAGCCGCCAGUUCCGUAGGCGGCUUGGCCGAAGGCGGCCACGCGUUUCCACUGCCGAGGGCCAGAGGCGCCAGGAAGUUUAUACAUCCUCCUUCCACGGUCCCCUGGCGCGGGGUGCAGUGACCAGCGGAGAGGGCGCACGGGCUGUCUCUCUAAAGAAGAGCCGUCUUCUGAAGUGGCCAGUCCCGGGCUCGGUCCACUUCGGGAGAGGGAGAAAGUUGGGCGGGAGCGCUAGGCGGGACUGGGGGCGCGGGUGGAAGUCGGGUCGGCCCCCGCGCGCGAGCCGGGGUGGAGCCAGCGGCCCGGCGAGGCGUCAGCGUUUAAGAUGCAAAUCGAGUCUGUGCUGCCUCCCGCCCCCCACGCCGGGUGAGCGAGGCUCCGCCGCUCCGCGGCCGCCCCCGCCUCCUGCGCGCCGCUGCGCCCGUGCCUCGCCCGAGCGGCUCUACUUAAGCGGCGCGCGGACCGCGACCCGGCACUCGCCUGGAGCGCGCGGGAGAAGCGCACCGGAGCUCACGGGGGCGCACAGGGGCGCGCUCGCACCGCCUGGCUCCGAGCGGCUCCGAGCGGCUCUCAGCAGCUGCGGCGGCGGCCGGGGCGCAGGGCCGAGCGAGCGUCGGGCUCCGGGGCUCUCCGAAAGGCGGCCCCGCUCCCGCCCGGGCCACUUCCCUGCCAUGGCUCUGGCGGACAGCACACGUGGAUUACCCAACGGGGGCGGUGGAGGCGGGGGCGGCAGCGGCUCCUCGUCGUCCUCCGCGGAGCCGCCGCUCUUCCCAGACAUCGUGGAGCUGAACGUGGGGGGCCAGGUGUACGUGACCCGGCGCUGCACUGUGGUGUCAGUGCCCGACUCCCUGCUCUGGCGCAUGUUCACGCAGCAGCAGCCGCAGGAGCUGGCCCGGGACAGCAAAGGCCGCUUCUUUUUGGACCGGGACGGCUUCCUCUUCCGCUAUAUCCUGGAUUACCUGCGGGACCUGCAGCUCGUGCUGCCCGACUACUUCCCCGAGCGCAGCCGGCUGCAGCGCGAAGCCGAAUACUUCGAGCUGCCGGAGCUGGUGCGUCGCCUCGGGGCCCCCCAGCAGCCCGGCCCGGGGCCGCCGCCGCACACGCGACGCGGUGUGCACAAGGAGGGCUCGCUGGGCGACGAGUUGCUGCCGCUCGGCUACGCGGAGCCCGAGCAGCAGGAGGGAGCCUCCGCCGGGGCGCCGUCGCCCACACUGGAGCUGGCUAGCCGCAGCCCGUCCGGGGGCGCGGCGGGCCCGCUGCUCACGCCGUCCCAGUCGCUGGACGGCAGCCGGCGCUCCGGCUACAUCACCAUCGGCUACCGCGGCUCCUACACCAUAGGGCGGGACGCGCAGGCGGACGCCAAGUUCCGGCGGGUGGCGCGCAUCACCGUGUGCGGCAAGACGUCGCUGGCCAAGGAGGUGUUUGGGGACACCCUGAACGAAAGCCGGGACCCCGACCGGCCCCCAGAGCGCUACACGUCGCGCUAUUACCUCAAGUUCAACUUCCUCGAGCAGGCCUUCGACAAGCUGUCCGACUCGGGUUUCCACAUGGUGGCCUGCAGCUCCACGGGCACCUGCGCCUUCGCCAGCAGCACCGACCAGAGCGAGGACAAGAUCUGGACCAGCUACACUGAGUACGUCUUCUGCAGGGAGUGAGCCCCCAGACCCCCUGCGACUCCAGCGCCCGUUCCUCCUCCUUCCUGCCCGAGAGACGAUUACCGCUCCUCUGUGCCCCAGCUCCACUUCCCCUGUCUCCUUCUCCAGCAGUAGCUGGGCCAGACCCGUCUCCUUCGCCCCCAGAACCUGCUGCAGCCACAAAUCCUCUGGGCUGCUUCGUCGUCUUUGGACCCCCGUAAUCGGAGAGAAUCCGGACGUACCUCCACCCCAAGCCGCCUCUACUCCCCGCCUCACCCUGCCCCUCCCGCAGGUGGUACUUUAGUCUCGAUCUGGUGGGACAGUGGCCACAAAGUCACCAAGUACCGAGCAAUGAUUGCAUUGUUUAGAACCUGACGGGACCGUGUCCAGGGUGUGGAAGAUACCUGGUAAUCCUCUCGCGCCGUUUUGACUCAUUGGUGGUUUAAGAGAUCAGAAUUGGUAACGAUGGGGAUAGUGUAUUAAAGGGCCGUUACGCAAUCUUUUUGACUCUUUGAAGGUUAAGUUUUAGAAGGCUGAAUGGAAGACUGAUCCUGGAAUUAGGACUGCGAGGAGGCAGUUUAAGUGACUGUAAAUGAAUGAAGUUUUGAAAAGUUACAGGUAAAAUCAGAACAAUCUAGUGCUGCUAGAUUGAAGGAACAAUGAACUGAAGGGUCCUGUCUUUCCCAUACAGAAUAAGAAAGUCUUUGCAGCUUAAACUUGUAAAAAGUGAGCCUCCUUACUGCGGAGGUGUCCUUUGUCAUCUGCUUGUCGCCAGAGCCCUUAGUUCCACUGGUUGACAUAGCAGCCCUUACAGGCAAAAGGGACAAAAAGGGCGCUGGCCCCUACGAGGGCAGGACUGCCCAGGACUCCCAAGACCGCUGCUGGGAGGCACCUGCAGUCGCCCUACCGCAGGUCCUGGGUGUCAGGAAAGCCUGUACUCCUGUAGUGAAUGGCAAUAGGACCUUCCUUAGCUCUAAG
Molecule: messenger RNA, 3777 nt
Organism: Nycticebus coucang (slow loris)
Lineage: Eukaryota; Metazoa; Chordata; Mammalia; Primates; Lorisidae
Gene: KCTD12
Product: potassium channel tetramerization domain containing 12
Exons: 1
Coding region: 1837-2820 (327 amino acids)
Biological process (GO): protein homooligomerization; regulation of G protein-coupled receptor signaling pathway
Cellular component (GO): presynaptic membrane; postsynaptic membrane
Molecular function (GO): protein binding
Source: RefSeq, a predicted model, not a curated record